Diversispora eburnea is the source of this 219-nucleotide messenger RNA. The record is from the annotation of a GenBank genome assembly. Lineage: Eukaryota; Fungi; Glomeromycota; Glomeromycetes; Diversisporales; Diversisporaceae.
AUGUCUACCGAACGUAAUGAAAAAUACCCCGGUUAUAAAGAACUUAUCUCAUAUUUGAAUCAAAGCGGAAAGAAAUCUUUUUACUACUUUUUGCGUCAUUAUCGAGACGUGAUUGUUGCCAACACUUCAGCUACUUCUCGCGAACAGGAUCUCGAAGGUACCUGGGUCGGUAAUUUCUUACUAGAAGCAAGAAAGCUCGGUAAAGAUUUAGAAGAAAUG